AUGUUCACUAUCACACAUGUAACGCAGCCAACUGUGGAUACGAGGCAUCCACUUCUUCUAUUGCAGUCCGAACAUGGGGAUCGUUUCCUGUUUGGGCAAAUACCUGAAGGAACUCAAAGGACUUUUCCAGAGAACAAGACCCGACUCUCCAAACUUGAGAAUAUUUUUCUUACUGGAGAGAUGAGCUGGAACUCCAUCGGUGGUUUGCCUGGUAUGAUUCUAACGCUAUCAGAUCAAGGUAUUAAAUGCAUGAAUCUCAUCUAUGGUAAUGACAUCGUGAACUAUAUUGUGAGCACCUGGAGGUACUUCGUUUUUCGUUUUGGUAUGAGGUUAAACACCAAAAUUCUCAAAGAUGGCGAUGUUUUUGAAAACAAACUUAUGAAAGUGCGAUCGAUCGUUGUGAACAGCCCCAGCCAAUUUAGCUCCAUGAAGUCAUUGACUUCGCAGCUCAACACGGGCCUCAAAUAUAUUGUAUCAAAAAUGUUCCCCGAGCAUGAGCCGACCGCUAGGCAUGACCCAGCAUCAGAUCCACAAGUGAAUGUUAAUCUGCCGCGGGAAUAUGCAAUUCCAAAGCAGUCAACAUCUUAUGAAAUCAAUUUUAAUCCGAUUCGAGGUAGGUUCAAGGUCGAAGAGGCAAUGAGGCUUGGAGUGCCUAAGGGCCAGCUGUUUGCUCAGUUAACAAAAGGACUGAGUGUAACGCUACCAAACGGUGAUGUGGUAAAAUCUGAACAAGUUCUUGAAAAACAGAGGAGCUUUGCAAAAGUUUUAAUUUUGGAUAUACCAUCAGACUCAUAUUGGCCACAGUUCCUUGAGAAGUUCCAAGUCUACGAAAAAAGCUCACUGGGUGCAGUGUAUUAUUUUCUUGGUGAAGGCGUCUCUAUUGGUCAACCACUUUUGUCACUUAUGCAACAAUUGGAUGGUGAAAAGACACAGCACUUUGUUUCCCAUUUUGAAGUUUGUCCCAAUGGUCUUGUAUUUCAAAGUUCUGCUGUUACGACUUUGAAGCUGAAAGCGGUUCAAAAUAAAAACUAUAAUUUACCUCGCACAGAUCGGGUUUUUUCGAAGGAUUUUUAUGAGUGCUUUCAAAAAGAGCUCCCACAGGGCUCUUCUCGAGUUCAACGAAAUGAGAGACCAUUGAGUACUACUAUUGAUAUCAACAAAGUUCAUGUUUUACUUCAAAACGAUGGAAUUAUUGUCGAACCUUAUACAGAUGGUGAGAAUGAGAUCAAAGUCCGCCAUUCAAAAUCAUCCAAAAAAACAAAAACCUGGGCAGAACUUUACGAGCAGCAUGUAACCCCUUUAGGUAUUCCAGGCGCAACCUAUAAUUCCACUGUUGAGAGUCAAAAAAAUGUUAAUAAUUUCAAUUCUGAAGCAAAGAAAGGGAAAAUCGAGGUUGUAACUCUGGGAACUGGCAGCUCGCUACCAUCAAAAUAUAGAAAUGUUAUUUCCACUCUUGUCAAGAUCCCAUACAACAAUAAGGGCAAAAUUGAUAACAGGAAUAUAUUACUGGAUGCUGGCGAGAAUACUUUGGGUGCCAUUUUAAGAUUGAUUCCUUCAGUGGACAUUCCUGGCUUCUUUCGAGACUUGAAGCUAAUUUACUUAAGUCACCUGCAUGCAGACCACCAUCUGGGCAUUGCUAGCAUUCUGAAUGAAUGGCAUAAGCAGAACCUUACUGACCCAUCUGCCGUUCUUUACAUUGUCGUUCCAUGGCAAUACAACAUUUUUGUAAAAGAAUGGCUGAGUUUGGAAAAUAGUGAGAUUUUGGAGAGGCUGCGGUAUGUGAGCUGCGAGCAUCUUGUUGAUGGUGGCUACGUAAGAAAAGAACUGAAACCAGUUCCGUUCGAAGAUUUUGCGGCAGCAACAAAACCUGCAUUAAAAAAACGGCGCCUUGAAUUUGACGAGAAUUCUUCCUUCAGGGAUCGGGAAACAAUUACUCAAAUGUAUCGAGAUCUCAAGAUUUUGAGAUUCCAAACUUGCCGCGCCAAGCACUGCGACUGGGCAUACUCAAAUUCAAUCUCAUUUUUUACUGGUUCAGACUCAUCUGGCAUUUUUAAAGUCUCGUAUUCCGGAGACACACGGCCAAAUGUUGAAAAAUUCUCCAAAACAAUAGGCCGCCAAUCUGAUCUUCUCAUUCAUGAAGCAACUUUGGACAACGACCUUGUCGAGGACGCCAUCAAAAAGAGGCACUGUACAAUUAAUGAGGCUAUAGAGGUCUCCAACAAAAUGGGAGCGCGGAAACUUAUUUUAACUCAUUUUUCACAGAGAUAUCCGAAACUCCCGCAAAUUGGUAACAGCAUUGAGAUCGAGGCUCAGGAGUACUGUUUUGCAUUCGAUGGCAUGAUAGUGGGCUUUGAUGAAAUAGGCGAACAAACCCCCCAUCUUCGCACUUUGAAUGAAGUGUUUAUUGAAGAACAAACUUCCGAGGCAAAUGAAGAAGAAUCUGUAUAG
Molecule: messenger RNA, 2448 nt
Organism: Lachancea thermotolerans CBS 6340
Lineage: Eukaryota; Fungi; Ascomycota; Saccharomycetes; Saccharomycetales; Saccharomycetaceae
Gene: TRZ1
Product: tRNase Z
Exons: 1
Coding region: 1-2448 (815 amino acids)
Biological process (GO): mitochondrial tRNA 3'-end processing
Cellular component (GO): mitochondrion
Molecular function (GO): 3'-tRNA processing endoribonuclease activity
Source: RefSeq, a predicted model, not a curated record